Molecule: messenger RNA, 1426 nt
Organism: Silurus meridionalis
Lineage: Eukaryota; Metazoa; Chordata; Actinopteri; Siluriformes; Siluridae
Gene: zpd
Product: zona pellucida glycoprotein d
Exons: 9
Coding region: 76-1314 (412 amino acids)
Biological process (GO): neutrophil migration
Cellular component (GO): cell surface; apical plasma membrane
Source: RefSeq, a predicted model, not a curated record
UUUGUUCCUUUUCAGUCCUGUUCAAAAGUCUGCCCUAGUUUGACAGAGUUGGAUGAAACAAGUCUGGGUUCUGCGAUGCAUCAGUGGGAGUUUAAAAUGUUUUAUUUGUCGGGAUCUAUCGUACUAGCAGUGUCACUUCUGUGCAGUUUUGAAAGUGCAACUGGGAAAUGCAUUCCCUCCAAGUGUGUUGAUCCAAACACAUGCCUCCUAUCAGAUGAUGGACAGAGCUGUAAAUGUGCUGCGGGGUAUUUUGGAGACCUGUGUGACCAAGCUGUAAUGAUGAACGUUGUUUGUGGAAAGGAUUCGAUCACGAUCUCGGUGAUCGAAGACUUUUUCAUAUACUACAACGUCGGCCUCGGAUCUGUGCACUUGGCCAACCCUGACUGCCGCGCCAGGAAGGAAGUGAUCGCCGGUGUUGCUUUUUACACCGUGCGGACACCAAAAGACAAAUAUGAGUACUGUGGUGGUGCACCUGUUGAGAAAAAUAUUACCCAUGUGACCUACUCCCUGACACUGAUGUCUGACCUGCAAGUGUACGGAAACAUCGUAAGAGACCCGGCCAUAAAGAUCGACUACAAGUGUGUUUACCCGUUCAUCCGCACCGUCAGCCUGCCUUUUCCUGUCCUCCCUGUAACAAGCGAGACGGUAUUUCGGAUGGAUGAGCUGGAGGCGAAAGUGGAACUGAGCAUAUAUAGGGACGAGAGGUAUGUGGAUGUCUAUGGAGGCGUUCCCACUGUGCCCUACAGGGACAGAGUGUUCGUGCAAGUCAGUGUGACCGAGCCAAGGGACUUCUUUAACUUGAGGGUGGAUGAGUGCUGGGCAACUCAGACUGACAAUCCCAAUGACACGUCAAGCCUCUCACACACACUCCUGCUGGACGGGUGUGCUGAUGACGAAACCGUCUCGUUUAUAACGAAAUCGAUCACCUAUCGAAACGGAACAAUGGCCCAAGGCGGCCAAAACGGAGUGAGCUCAACCGUGCGGUUCUCUUUCGAAAUGUUCCGCUUCAUUGUCGAGCCCCAUGAGCUUUAUUUGCACUGCAUAGUUCACCUCUGUACACAAGGGCACGUAGACGACUGUGUUCCUGAAUGCAAAUCCAUCAUCAAGCGGGAAGCUUCGUUGAAGGAACCCCUUGAAGGUCUAGUGUCUUAUGGUCCGAUUAGACUUGCGAUGCCUGAGCGGCAACAAAUGAACAUUGUUUAUACCCUGAUGCUGCCCAUGGCUGUGGUCUGGAUCUUGGCCCUCUUUCUCCUCUUCCUGAUCUACAUUGCCAAAGCAGGGAACAAACGCAUGGCCUACAACUCUCCAUCCUAAUGCACCGGCACCAAAAACCUUAUUUUAUUUUAUUUUUUUAUUUUCAAUGUGCUUAUACCGGCUGGAUGAUGAGCUGUAUCUAUGUUGAACUAAAGAUAAUGGUGACGACAAA